Molecule: messenger RNA, 4060 nt
Organism: Catharus ustulatus (Swainson's thrush)
Lineage: Eukaryota; Metazoa; Chordata; Aves; Passeriformes; Turdidae
Product: solute carrier family 13 member 5-like
Exons: 15
Coding region: 506-2266 (586 amino acids)
Biological process (GO): citrate transport; monoatomic anion transmembrane transport
Cellular component (GO): membrane
Molecular function (GO): citrate transmembrane transporter activity; sodium:dicarboxylate symporter activity; succinate transmembrane transporter activity
Source: RefSeq, a predicted model, not a curated record
ACAGAGCUGCCAAUUCUGAAUCAAAUUUUAAACGUGAUUUUCUUUUGGAUCUUUUUUCUUUUGUAGUCAUUAGCCUGCACAGCAUUUGAAUGGGCUUUAGGGCACAAACUGUAUGGGAAACACCAGUUCUGGGUCAAGAAAGACUGAUCAGCAACAUAGACUGAGAAAACCCCUCUGACUCAAAAUUCAUAAUGAGGGCUUUUAUGUAGAAAGUUGUUGGGCACGGGGAUUGUGCCGAAUGGACUGUUCAUUCAGACUCUUGAGAGCUUUUCUUGGAAAAAUAUCAGAUGCUCCUCUGGGAACUUAGUUGAAAGCUGCUCCUGAAGCAGGACUGUGGACUGGCAGUAACUGGGAAGGACGGAUUGGAGGGAAAAUGGAGAGCAAUGAAGGAGUGAAUGCUGGAACCAUUUUUUCAUUGGAGACAGGCCACAGGAAUUCAAGUUUUGGCCGAUUCCCCACUUUCUGCUAGACUUUGCACUGGUGUGAAGUUUCCUCUGUGUUGAGCAUGGCCCUGACGUGCCUGCGGCCCCUGCUGAGGUACCGCUCCUUCGCCAUCCUCUGCCUCACGCCGCUGCUGCUGCUGCCGCUGCCGCUCGCUGUGCCCACGCGGGAGGCCAAAUGUGGGUAUAUCAUCAUCAUCAUGGCUGUGUACUGGUGCACUGAAGUGAUCCCCCUGGCUGUCACCUCCCUCAUGCCGGUGGUAUUUCUCCCUCUGCUUGGAGUUCGGAGCGCUAAAGCAGUGUGCUUGCAGUACCUAAAUAACACAAACAUGCUCUUCUUUGGAGGGUUGAUUGUUGCAAUUUCUGUGGAGCAUUGGAAUCUUCACAGAAGGAUUGCACUGAAGAUCCUUCUGUUACUUGGGGUGAAACCUGCGCUCCUCAUGCUGGGAUUUAUGAUAGUCACUGCCUUCCUGUCCAUGUGGAUAAGCAACACAGCUACCACUGCCAUGAUGAUUCCCAUUGUCCAGGCUGUCCUGGAUCAAUUGGACAGCACAGAGCAUGAUAUGACCGUGAUGGAACAAGCAGCUGGGCAAACAAACACAGUGAUUGAGCUGGAGGAAAAGAGCACACCAGAGUCCACUGCAGCCAAUGCUGUAAGCAAUGAACAAGUCCCUGAUGACCCCAGAUCUUCUGAGGAAAAGAAAAAGUGGAAGCAUGUAUGCAAGGGAAUGACACUUUGUGUAUGCUAUGCUGCCAGCAUUGGAGGAACUGCAACACUUACUGGAACAGGACCAAAUGUGGUACUGAAAGGCCAGAUGAAUCAGAUAUACCCCGACAAUAAUGAUAUUGUGAAUUUUGCUUCCUGGUUUGGAUUUUCAUUCCCAAACAUGGUCCUGAUGUUGGUGCUAGCUUGGCUUUGGUUACAGUGCUCCUUCAUAGGACUCAACUUAAAAAAAAGCUGGGGCUGCGGGACAGAGAAAACUGCCAAAGACAAAGCUGCAUACAAUGUGCUGAAGGAAGAGAUGAAGAAGUUAGGCCCUGUCUCUUAUGCUGAAUUAAAUGUCUUCCUCUUGUUUGUAUUGCUGGUGCUCUUGUGGUUUACCAGACACCCAGGCUUUAUAAAAGGCUGGGCCUCCUGGCUCUUCAAAGGAGGAGAAAAGUAUAUCACUGAUGCUGUUCCUGCUAUGUUUGUUUCCCUGUUACUGUUUAUCCUUCCUGCUCAAAAGCCCAAAUUCACAGCCUGGAAUCCAAGCAAGUCUGACUCGGAGCAGACUGAAGAAGCUAUGAAGCCAUUUUUAUCAGCCCCGCUGCUAGACUGGAAUGUGGUCCAAAGGAAGAUGCCCUGGAGUAUUGUGCUGCUGCUGGGAGGAGGUUUUGCUUUGGCUGAUGCAAGCGCAAACUCUGGGCUCUCAGCUUGGCUGGGUGAUCAAAUGACUCCAUUAGGAUCUAUCCCACCAUGGGCCAUUGCAUCAGUGGUCUCCUUUACUGUAGCUGUCUUCACUGAAUGCACCAGUAACGUGGCCACAGCUACCCUCUUCCUGCCUGUUUUUGCCUCCUUGGCUACAUCUGUUAAGGUCCACCCUUUGUAUGUUAUGCUGCCUGCUACCCUCAGUGCUUCAUUUGCCUUCAUGCUACCUGUUGCAACACCCCCAAAUGCAAUAGUGUUUUCUUACGGCAGCAUCCGUGUUCUUGAUAUGGUUAAAUCUGGAAUAAUAAUGAACAUCAUUGGAGUCCUCAGUGUCACACUGGCCAUCAACACAUGGGGAAGACCUAUGUUUGGGCUGGACACAUUCCCUGCCUGGGCAAACAGCACAGCAAAACAGUGAGCUGUGAAGAAUUCGUGUGUUAAACAAGUGUUUGUCUGAAGCUGGAAGAGUGCCGCGGUCACAGAAGUACAUGUGCCAGUGCCUUCAACAAACCAGUCUUUUUACACGAUUUCAUCCAAUCUGCAGCUUACUUCAGUGGUAUUCAGCAUCUGCAGAUAAGUGGUUCCACCAGGACUGUUAUUGGCUGCCUUCUGAAAUGCACAUUACCUGCCAGUUUCUUGACCUCAAAAAAGAGAACUUAGUGAAGAGUUAAGCCUUUAAUUAAAUAUGUUCUGACAAUUGUUUUAGUCACUGAAAACUAUGAUCUUGUUUAUAUUGAAUUACAAUUAUAGCAUUGGAGUAAAAAAAUUGCAGACUUUGUGCUGGUUUGUUAUAAAUAUAACAUAAUGCAUACUAUGCUCUCUGUUAUUUAACCAUAUUUGAAGCACGAUGCUCUCCAGUCUACAGGAGCUGUCUUGCGUUCUGUGCUGUGGGUAAAAUCCUGUCAGCUCUUGUCCCUGUUAAUAUCAGUUUGCAUUCUAUUCCAAAGCAAUGGGUAAAUGGGUGAAUGAGAGGGAAUGUCUUGGGUUUCAUGCACUGGUGUAAAAAACACUUCCCUGUUUCAUCUCACUUGAUGGGUUUUCAGUAAUGAAAUUGCUGGACCUUCUUUUCUCUCUGGUACAAAUGCACUGCACUAUGGUGUCAUAGAGGAGCCUUUACAGCAUUUCACUUCCUCAGUGUUUACCUUCAAGAUCCAGCAGCAUGCCAGACAAGACUUUAUUUUCUCAUGUUUUUCAUAAGACCUUAGUGGCUUCAGGUCUCAGAAGUGGCUCCAUUGAAGAGCUAUGUCUCUAUGUCUGUUCUAGUGAGUUAAGAUAGACUUUAUGUCCUAAACCAUCACAUUUCUGGGCAGGCAACAGCAAUGAUAGCCGUCUAGUCUCUCUGAAAGGAGAAACUGAGGCAGCAAUGUCAUCCUGGUUCUAUGACAGUAGGACAAAUUCCUGGCUGACAUUUAUAUUAACACAUAUCCUGCAAGUUUGGCUAACCUGACAUUUAAAAACAAACAAACAAACAAAAAAAAAAAACCAAAAAAAAAACCAACAAAAAAUACAACUUUUCUUAGAGAAUGUUCUCAGUAUACUAAAAUCCUAAUUUUCAAUUUUGUGCCUACUUUGAAGGGCAAGAAUUGAGAUGUUUGACUUAACUCUGGCAAACCUACAUAGUAAUUUAUUUUUGUGACCAAACCUUUUUUAGGAUUCUCUCCUCUGAAAUCACUCUUGGGAGAGAAAUCCUGUUCUAGAAUAGCAGUGCAGACACGUGGGAUCUAUUUGAUCUCUUCUUUUAGCUCAAAGUCUGUAUUUACUGGGGAGUGACUUGUUAUGUUUUGAUGUAGUAAUAGUAGUAUUCGACAACCACUAAAAUGUUGUCUAAAAAAGCAACCUUUUUUAUUAAGAAAAAACUAUGCCUGGAUCAUUUUUAUAUGGUUUUUGUAAUCCAAUUCCCAGGGAAAAUAAUCAUAUUACAUAGGAAAAGAUAGUAUUAUAGAAAAUUGCUAAGUUGGAUGCCAAAAAUACUUCAACGAAUGAAAGUAGAAAAUAAUUAAAUGAAUGACAAAAAAAAGGAAGACAUUAGAAGGGUUUCAGGUAAGUGUAAAGGUUGCUUUUACUGCUGCUCACUCACGGAGCAUUUGCUUAUGAAUGGUUUUACUCUGAGACAACUGUGUUCCAAUUAAUGAAGAAUUAAGUGCAGAGGUUGACAGAAAUUUCCUUGGCUGACUGUAAAGUCACUAUGAAAAAUAAAACCCAAAGCUCCAAA